This is a messenger RNA of Cornus florida, 780 nucleotides long. RefSeq names its product F-box protein CPR1-like. The transcript is spliced from 2 exons. Gene Ontology annotation, molecular function: protein binding. The coding region runs from base 1 to 780 and encodes 259 amino acids. NCBI's taxonomy places the organism in Eukaryota, Viridiplantae, Streptophyta, Magnoliopsida, Cornales, Cornaceae. The record is from RefSeq and is a predicted model, not a curated record.
AUGUCACAACUUCCGCCCGAUGUGAUCGCCGACAUAGUCUCAAGAUUAGUGGUGAAACUCCUCCUACGGUUCAGAUGCGUUUCGAAAUGGUGGUGUGCUCUAAUCGACAGCCCAGCUUUCAUCAAAUCGCAUCUGAAUCGAUCCAUCGAAACCAACAACCACCGCAGCCUCUUUCUAAAAGACUCAGGUGCCACCAUAGACUUGGAGUCGCUCGAAUUUGACAACCCCAUCAACUGGGACGACUACUUUGGAGCUGAAAUGAUUGGUUGUUGCAAUGGCUUGCUCGGUUUUCUUAGCAUAGAUGAUCACAUUGUGCUGCUGAACCCUUCCACCCGAAAACGCCAGAAGUUACCCUUCACACCGGUUGAGGUACCUCGUGAACCACGUUGCCCUUGCCCGGACGACGGCCGUGUUGAACGCUGCUUUUGUCCGAAUACUGCUUACGACUUUGGCUGUGAUUCCGUCAAUGAUGACUACAAGGUAGUGAGGAUAACACAACUAUAUGACAAAGAUGAUAAUGAUUCAUUUGAUUCUAUAGUUACGAUUUACAGUCUCAAAUCAAAUUCAUGGCGAAGAAUUCAAGAUUUCCCUUAUUACUUCUUGCACAAUCGGCCGGAUGCUGCUCUUGCUAGUGGGGCUUUUCAUUGGGUUGUGAGUCGAAGACCCUAUUCGGAUACGGUCAGGGUCCGUGCUGAGGUAUGGGUGAUGAAGGAGUAUGGAGUUAAGGAGUCUUGGACUAAAUUAUUUUGUGUUGCUCAACGGUCAACCCACUAUUAUUAG